GUUGGUCAUUUCCGCUUCAGACUCACUGUUGUAGUUAGCAGUCAACGAUGGGGGAUAUUUGAGCAACGAAGUAGCUAAGCGCUAGCUUUUCGUAAAAAUAACAGCUAGAAGCGUACCUUUUAUUUUAUUUAUUUUUCAAACGCUUGUUUCUUUAUCUAAACGUUACGUCAAUAUGAGUAUGUCGAUUACACGAGCCACAACUACGAUGUUGAAUUUUCAAAAUGGAGUCGUCGGAGGAUCUUCGUACCCUGCUGGUGCUAGCCCUUUGUACUAUUUCGGCGCGACUGGGGCCGUAUGUGCUGGGGCGUCACCGAAGUCUAAAGUAGAUACUGACUUGGGAAAUGGGACUGGCGAUACUCCACCACGACCCACGAAAUUAGGAGUGAAUGUCGUGAAAAGCAACGUCCUAGAUAAUCAUUUGUCAGACCGAAGCAACAAUGACGACUCUGACGACUCUUUGCCGUGCACUCCCCAGAUGGCGUCAGAGUGUGGGCCUGAAAUAUCGAAUUGUCCAUCGGGCGAUGAAGUAUUGGAACAUGAUACCAGACAACUCAUUGAGAACGUCUUGGGGGACUACACAGGACUGUCUCCGCUUCGUUGGAAGCAAAGCAAGACUCUUACGACGAUGAAGCGAGUGGUGGAGGAUGUAAUAGCGAAGCACCGAUACGCAUACAAUGGUAUGAUCGCCAAACUUGACUUGGAUGAUCGUAGCGAUGACAUGAGCGUCAUCAAGUCUGUGGCCAAGACCCUGUUCAGUGAUGGGAUCACUAACUGGGGUCGCAUCGCCAGCCUAGUGGCAUUUGGAUCAGUGGUGAGCCAGCACCUGAAGGAGAGGGGCAGGGGACACUGCAUUGAGUUGGUGGGCCAAGAGAUCGCCACAUACCUCCUCUCUGACCAAAGGGACUGGCUGGUCAAAAACAAUGCAUGGAAUGGAUUUGUAGAGUUCUUUCAUGUGCCAGAUCCAGAGUCCUCAGUAAGGAACACCCUCAUAGCCUUUGCUGGAGUUGCUGGGAUUGGGGCAACACUCGCCAUGUUGAUCAGGUGAAUUGAACUAUAAAAGACUUACCUGUUACUUUUUUUUCAACGAAGAAAAUGGACUAUUCCCGCAAGUUCUCCGAAAUCCUUAAUAUCACCAUGGUUGGAAUGACUACCCAAUGAUGUCCUGUUUGGUCAAAGAAGAGGGUCAGUCUGUUGGAUUGUAGUGACCGACUGAAUUGGGACAGUGCUUUGGUGUCAAGCUCAAGUUUGCUUUUUUCCGCAUCAAUGUUUUGGUGCCUUUUUUGUUUGAGGGGCCAUAUGAGGAUAUUUGGUAGUUGUCGGAACGGUAUCUAAUGGACUUGUUAAAUGGCGCUUUUAUUUAAUGUACAAAGUACAGACAUUUUAUUUUUGUAAUAAAUGUAUAGUUGAAUUUAGACUCGUACAGAAACAUAGUUAAUUCCUCUGCAAAUGUUCAACUCACUCUUUUUAAGUCAUCAAGAUGGAAAAGCACUAGCUAAUAGCUAUAAUUCACAAUGGCAAAGUUCCGCCUCUGACCAUAAAGUUGGCUCAAAUGACUUGUUUCUGUUCCUUGUGAUAUUAGUCAUACAUGUACAUACAGGGAUUGGUGUAAGAAAGGCAGAACCUGCAUUGAACUGACCAAUGAGGGCCUUAGAAUUCAACUAAGGUGGUAAACCCAGGCUAUGGGCAUUGAAAAUGUAAAGCGCAGGAAAGACUGUAUUUUACGUGCAAUUAAUUGCCUUACAUGCUUGUCGCGCAUGUCAUAAAGCCCCUAUCUCGCCUACAUCCCAUUCAUAAGUCCAUGUUCCUUGGGGUAGAUUUGCUAGUCAUGCCUUGCAAACUAUUUGCGUGGAUGCAAUGUGACUUCCUGGUUAAGGAAAUAUUGUGGCUGUUGCACUAGGCUUUACUGGGAGGGGGAAGGGAGGACGUGUUUGAAAGUCAGUUCAAAAUUCCAUUAUCAAGACUAUGCUGAUUGUAUUUGAAGCGUUUAAUUUCCAAAUUAUAUCCAUGUAAAUGAAAUGUGCUCGCAGGUAUGAGUUUUAAAUAUGAGCUUAAAGAUUGCAAAUGGUCUCUGGCGUUGGUUCAAUAGAGGCAAGAUCGUCUGGACAGUAAACAUGUACAGCAGUUCCACCUAACAAACUAGCACUAACCCUCCUGAUGCAUCUUGCUGGCAAAUUCCUUAAAUCUCCUGAAGUUAUAUGAUUAAAGGCUAAAAUCAUGCAACUUUUGUGACUGCAAUGAAUAAAGGAUGUGACUUUA
Molecule: messenger RNA, 2256 nt
Organism: Coregonus clupeaformis (lake whitefish)
Lineage: Eukaryota; Metazoa; Chordata; Actinopteri; Salmoniformes; Salmonidae
Product: induced myeloid leukemia cell differentiation protein Mcl-1-like
Exons: 3
Coding region: 173-1045 (290 amino acids)
Biological process (GO): positive regulation of apoptotic process; extrinsic apoptotic signaling pathway in absence of ligand; release of cytochrome c from mitochondria
Cellular component (GO): mitochondrial outer membrane
Molecular function (GO): protein heterodimerization activity; protein homodimerization activity; channel activity
Source: RefSeq, a predicted model, not a curated record